CCAAAUUGGCAACAAAAUCUGGUUGUCAAUACAUGAUUGGAAAACAUUCAACUAGUUUUUUCGUAAUGAAAAUUAUAUUCUAACCAUGAAAUAAAAAUUAAUGUUAUCAGAAAAAUGGCAGAAAAAAAAUCUAUUUUACAUGAAUUAUAUGUCUUUUCGGAAUGGAAGCCUGAGCCUGAAUAUAUACAAAAAACCGACACUUUGUUGCCCGAAAAUAUAUCAAGUAUUUGGCGGUGGCUUAAGUUUUUUGGGCUAAAAAAAAGCCUUAUAGACAGUGUAACCGCCCAUAAGGAGAAGCAACAAAAAUGGCAUAUGGCACUAGGAGAUGAAGGGAAGGUGUUGGCCAUCCUCACAGAUAACAUACUGGAAAUAAGGACAAAACGUUCUGAAUAUGCCACAAUCGGCGCUAGGACCACAGUGGCUCGUGAUCCUUAUCCGCAAUGGAGAAAGCUUGUGUGGAGUCCGGACUGCACAUUCCUCGUGGUGGCCUAUGGCAAUGGCAUUGUUAACUUUUUUGAUCUCACAGCUUCUAAUCUAUUCUAUAUACCCGCUGACUGUUCCCGGCCCGGAGGUCUAGAAUGUUCGGACAACACGCAUGCGGUCUCCGACGUGAUAUUCAUGCCUCUCAGAGUGAAAGACACUAAGUGGAACUGGGAGGUGUUGGUGGUAACCUUCGACGGUCGUCUCCGAGGGUACCUGGUAUCCGCCUCCGAGGGUUUCAAGCUACAUCACACGUUCUCGUUCCCGGGGGGUGUGGCGGCCGCCGUCUUCUGUCCGGCUCAUGGGGUGCUGUAUGUAGCUGGACCUCCUGCACCAGCAAGGAAGGAGUCGUGGUGCGCGAGCAGUGCCGGCCUGUCCGCGUGGCGCGUGCUGCUGGACGAGCCGUUCUAUAAGCUGUCCGUGGUGUCGAGCGAGCUGCACGACAAGCUGGCCGCUGACUCCUGGAACUACCUGCCGCUGCUGUUCAAUAACAACCUGGACUUCAUAGUGCGCAUGUCGCUGUCGCCGGACAAUCAGUCGCUGGUGUGUGUUCACUCCUCGGGCGAGUUGUCUCUGUGGCGCCUGCCGGUGCUGUCUCCGCUGCGGCGCUUCGCCCUCGCCGCUCAGCCGGGACACGCGCUCCCCCACCCCCGACGGGGCGCCGCCCUCGACCCCACCACCAGCCACCCCGCUGACGUCACCUGGUGGAGCAAUGAGGAAAUCAUUCUAUCCAGGUUCAGUGGGGCGGUGUCGGUGUGCGGGCUCGAGGACAUGGUCAACAUCCUCGGCAAGGGGCCAGAGUUCUUCGAGGGAACACCUCAGGUGGCGUGUGCCCACGACGGCUCCCUCCUGGCGUUGGAGUGCGAGUCCAGCACGGUGCCUCACAAACACCAGAACUCCGAAGUGUCAAAAGAUGAAACGGAAUCCGAGGAUUCAGUGUUGGAAGUCACCAAGGAGUUGUUGAAGUCGGUGUUGUACGCCAUCACUGACAUAGAGGCCCUGCAACCCAAGCCCAAGAGAAUAACCGUGGUGUCCAGGAUAUACAGACUGCUGGCCAUCAAGAGCACCACUCCCACUGAACUGUUCUCGCGAAAGAUAGAGAGCGGCAAGUAUAACGAGGCGCUGGCCCUCGCGGCGACCUUCGACCUGGACCGCGACCUCGUGUACCAACAGCAGUGGAGGAGGAACCCCGUCUCCACGGACGCCAUACACAAUUACCUGAGCAAGGUGUCCAAGAAGAUCUGGGUGGUGCACCAGUGCGUGGACCGCCUCCCGGAGAGCGCCUCGGCCGCCCGCUACCUGCUAGACUUCGGACUGGAACUCACCAACAUGCAUAUACUAGAAGAGAUCAACAAAGACCUCCCUGAUGAUGAGCAGUGCCAGGACGUGGAGGACAUCACCCUGGGACAUCUGAACGCUUACACCAGCGAGCUCUUGCGAUGCAGGCACGUCAUGUUGUUCUACCAAGAAAGACUGCAGCUGUACGAGGCAAUUAUUCGUUGCGAGAAAUCCACUUACGUCAAGGAUGAGUACGACCGGCUGAGGAGCAACAGCAUAGUACACAGCGCCAUGGAAAUAGCCAAAGAAGGUCGCACGGAGGCUCUCACCUGUCUCUGGCCGUACAUCAGGAGUCUGCCAAUGCAGCAGGAAGUGUUGGACAUGAUACCGGAGACGCUGUACCCUCUGGACUACCAACACCUGCUACCUACCAAGGAACCGCUCACCUGGUUCGAAAAGAAAUCUCCCAUUAAGAUCAAACCCUCGGAGAACGAUAACGAUUGGUGCAAAAAAGAUAUAUUCAGAUCAAUAUGGAGCUCGAACUGGUCGGAGGACAGUUCACCGGAGAGCGAGACGGCGAGUCGUAUAGACGGUGACCUUGCCAAGUGGUACGAGAAAAGGGCGAGGGUCAUCGAGGGUCGCUGCGGGCUGGUGUCCCACGCCCUCACACUGGUCACCAUAGCGACCGUGGGGGGUGCCGUUGAAGGCCUGGAGAAUAUCAUGUUCCACCUCCUGACAUUGGACACGCUGAUAUAUGACAUCAACGUAGAAGGUGUCACCCUGGAACAGCUGGAGAAGAUGUCCUACUUGGAUACCUGCAAACUCCUCAUGAAGAUGUCCAAACCAGCCACGUUCGUGUCGGAUCUAAAAGAGUACGUGAUACCGUUUCUGAAGCGCUACGAAAACCUGACCAAACGGAACGGCGUCUGCCUGACCGGUAUGAUGGAGUUCCUGGAGAGCACCAGCGUCGAAGACCUCUCCUACAUACUGCUGGUGUUGCAGUCCCCCCGCGAGUUCGAGCUGGACGUGCAGACACACCUGGAGCUGGUGGAGCGCUGUCUGUACGCGCACACCGGCACCGACCAGCUGCACAUGGCCUGCGACCUGCUGGCCACGAUACUCAAGGAAACCGAUGGUAGCAUCUCCCGGUCGUCGCUGGUGCGGCGUGCGUCGGAGUUGGAGCGAGUGGUGGCGGGGAGCGGGCGCCUGGCCUGGCGGGGUCUCAAGGUGCCCCCCGCCGCGCUCAGAGACCUCCACUCGGACCCCCCGCGGGCACACACCCUGCUCGCACGACUUGCGAGGUCCUUACACGAUAGGGAGGACAAACCGACCCAGCAGGACUGGGAGAACCUGCUCAAGGAUAUCCUGGAGCUGCGCGAGUCCUUAUUGGAGUGUAUCACUGAGGAGCAGUGCUACGAGGCCUACGCCUCGGCCUUGUUGACGUGCGGGGUCGAGGAGGGCAUCCGGCUGGGGCCCUCGGUGUUGUCCGUGUCGGCGGACCGGAGCUCCCCCCGCCGACAGGUGGACGCCGCGCGUACGGUGCAGCUCGUCAUGGACGCCGCGAGGGAAUAUUUCAAUUCAGCCUCCAGUCUGACAGACCCGGCGCUGGAGCUGGCUAAGUGCUGUUUGUUACUGAUAGAGGACGGCAACAAAGAUAUAGAGGAGGAGCUGGAUCUCAUCUCAGCUCUCCCUCUACUCGGCGCCUUCAACCUCACACUGCUGCCCAUCCAAGUGCGACUCUGCGAGGAUAGAAUGAAGUUGAUUCAGGACUGUCUCAACCUGGACCCGAACGCCUACCUGGCGAGCCAUAAGCUGCUGAAGCUGGCUAAGUUGUUGAGAAUCGCCGGAGACGACGAGCAGACCAGGGAGGGGCUGGUGCUGGUGGAGGUGGGUCGCAAGGCGCUGUCGGCGGGCGCGGCGGGCGGCGGCGCGGCCAGCACGGCCGCCCGCAGACUGGCCGCGCUGAGACACCGACCCGCCGCGCCGCUGCUGGCUGACGUGGCGGGUGAUGCACACUCGCAUGCAGACACGGCUGAGAGGAGGUACCUGCUGGCCGCCGCCCUCACACACGACACUCCGGCUCGCCUGCACCAGCUGCUGAAACACAGAAUGAACCUGGAGCUGGAAAGUUUCCAGCAGAUGGGAGCAGCUGCCAGAGAGAACAGACGGCUGGAGGCGAGGUGGCCGUCCACCGACGAUGAGUUCUCAGAUGCCAUCACUACGCCCGUCAUCGAGGCUAAGGACCUGGUGCCGGCGGCAGAGAAAAAAAUACCUCUGCUGAAUUACUUCCUGGAGACGUUCCAGAACAAAAGCGCAGCAGAGAGCGAGAAGUGUUCAGAGAGCAGCGAGCGUUCCGUGCUGUGCCAGGAGUUCUACCGCGACCUCUACCCUCAGCACGAGGGCUCCCCCCACUACUACCGAUACGACUGCUUCUCGGUCCCGGACGACCUCGCCGAGCCGGGACAGGCCGCGCUCAAGUGGUUCUACAUGAAGAGCUGCAUGGAGGGAGGGGAUGUGGACCAGCUGGAGGCGGAAGUGGUGAGCAAAUGCGGCGAGGAGCUGGUAGUGAAGGACACGCCCCUGAGCGUGUCGUGCCUGGUGCUAGGCGCUCGCAAGGGCCGCGCCUCCGGCUCCAGGGCGGCGCUGGUGGCCGCCAUGUACGCCGCCCUGCUGCACUGUAACGACCCUCACUUCAGGGACGCCGCCUACCGCACCAGACCCGCCAAGAUGGCGUGCUCCACACUGACGCAGAAUGACGCGUCAGAUCAGCAGAGCGCCAUCAUCAGGCAGUACAUCGACCGGCUGAGCGGAGUGGGGGAGGUGGAAAAGAUAAGGGGCUACGGAGUCACAGUCAACGGGGUCAUGUUCCAGGCGGACGCGGACUACCGCACCGAGGUCAUAUACAGGCUGGCCAAGUCGGGUAAAGAACAGGCGAAGUUAGCUUGUUAUCUAGCUCAAAAGCACGGCCUGGACGCUCUGGAGGUUUGGCUGCAGUACGCUGGAACUGCUGUAGGUGACCUGGACACGGAAAUAUUACCGCCGGUGGGAGACGACGCUGCUCAGAGGAUAUCUGAAUACCUGUGGCCCCUGAUCCCGGGGACAGACCACUCGGCCCUCAUACACUUCUUCAAUGUGUUGAAGAAGGUGGACGAGAAGCUGGUGCUGCACGGCCUGUCGUCCGCGGAACACGUCAAGCUGCUGAAGAAAACUAGAGCCGCCUCCAAAGAGCUGGACUACAAGUUGCUGGUGAGUGCUCCGGCCGGCGACCAGUUGUGUUCGCACGUGGUGUCGGUGUCCCGACCCGACACAGUGGGUCUGGUGUCGAAGCUGCUCCGCUCGCUGCCCGCUCCGCUCCGCUCCCCGCUGCCGCCUCACACCCUGUACACCGCCUGGCUCACCAAGUACUUCUUCAGCGUGGGCGAGUCGACCGUGAGCAGUAAGAAAUGGAUGCAGCAGUGGCGGCAGUGCGCGAGCUACUUCAACAAGCUGUCCAGCGACGAGCUGCUGAAGUUCGUCUCCAACACCUGCUUCACGGAGGAAGCCAUACGGAGGGUCCCGGCCGCGACUCGCAGCCUCAUGAUCAUGCAAGCCGUCGACUACUGCCAGCAGGAACAAGAGAACGAAAUGAAAUUUACCAAGAACGAGCAGGGUUGGUCUGAGACGGGCCAGGAGCUGAGCCGCUGGGGGCGCUUCCUCGAUAACUACCACUCGGACAGCGUGUCUUCUCUGAGGACCAUCAGCGAACAGAACGACGUGUGGCCGGCCCUGGAGCUGAGCCGCGGCGAGGCGGGGCCGGCGCUGGAGGCGCUGUCGACCCUGUGCACGGGCGGUCUGCGAGCGUCCGCCCUCACCUCCCUGCUGCGGUGUCUCGGCCUGCCCUACGACGAGCCCGCCGUGCUUCAACACGCGCUCACCAGGAUACGGCACAAGGAAGACAUCCAGAGCGUGGUGGCGCGCGUCAUCCAGUACCACAAGGACGGCAUCAAGUUCAGCGAGGACUUCAUAGAGGAGGUGCUGCAGGUGGCCGGCCAGCUGAGUCUGGAGCCGCACAAGCUGCUGGGCGUGUUGGCGAUCAGCCGCCGCGCCCGCCUCCGGGACGAACACGACUUGGCGAACAUAGCGCGCUCCUCCGCCGACCUCUUCAAGACCGAGUGGCCGGACUCCGAGUACGCCAAGGGACUGACCGAGGAAAAGCUGAUGACCGCGGAGGGUCGCGAGGAGGCGUACCUGGCGCUGGCGGCGGACGGCGACACCUGGCCGAGGAAGAAGGCUCUCGUUGAUGCUCUGGCCUGCUGGCCGCGGACACCUCUUGCUGGCGGUAUGAGCGCCCAGGGCUCCCUGGCACAGAAACUCUGCCUGGAGCCGCCGCGGGAGGCGCGUAUGCUGCUGCAACUGCUGCUGAGGAGGCCGAUGAUUACCGACGAGGAGCUAAAGAUCAUAGCCACCGAGGCCUGUGAAGACGCCGCGCUAAACACGGUCUGGGUCAUACUGCUCAGUAAAUGUGAAUGUGCGGUGGACCUGUUAGUACAGUUCGUGGACAAACAUAAGGAGAUAAUUAAAAAUGAGAAUAUAAACGACGACUUGAUCAGGGAGCUCCUGGAUCAGGGGAUGUUUAUUAAAAUGGUGUGCAAUCCUCUGUAUUCGUUUAUCAUCAACUACAUCAUCAGAAGAAAUAUGAGUGAGGGCAGCGGCGGCUACUCCGUGACGUGGGCCACCAACGAACUCAUCAAAGCCAACUACUUGGCGGAGGCCGGCCACCUGCACCUGCUGGCCUCGGGCGUGCCGACGGGCCUGCGGGGCUUCACGCAGACGGUGUUGCAAUACACUAAUAACUUUCAUUGAAUAUCGUAGCCCCUUGAGUGUAAUCAAUGUGUCUUUGACGUAUUAACUUAUUAAAUUAUUUCAUUUAUUCCA
This is a messenger RNA of Danaus plexippus (monarch butterfly), 6672 nucleotides long. RefSeq names its product NBAS subunit of NRZ tethering complex-like. Gene Ontology annotation, biological process: retrograde vesicle-mediated transport, Golgi to endoplasmic reticulum. The record is from RefSeq and is a predicted model, not a curated record. The transcript has 40 exons. Gene Ontology annotation, molecular function: SNARE binding. NCBI's taxonomy places the organism in Eukaryota, Metazoa, Arthropoda, Insecta, Lepidoptera, Nymphalidae. Gene Ontology annotation, cellular component: Dsl1/NZR complex; endoplasmic reticulum membrane. The coding region runs from base 115 to 6600 and encodes 2161 amino acids.